This is a messenger RNA of Drosophila suzukii, 6678 nucleotides long. NCBI's taxonomy places the organism in Eukaryota, Metazoa, Arthropoda, Insecta, Diptera, Drosophilidae. The record is from RefSeq and is a predicted model, not a curated record.
GGCAACCAUCGAUUCAAGUUCCAGCUCUAGACUGUGGCCACACACGCGUUUUUUCCCAAAUCGUGCUUUUUUUGGUGGAAUUUCGUUUGUUACAAAUCGGCGUUGCAUUAUUUUCGCACAGCCAUCGAAAAAGUGAGCGCGGCCACGAAACAGAAUUGAAGUUGCGAACAAGUGCGUGUAUUCGCCAGCAGGAAAAUGCCAAAAUUCGUACCGAUUCGCAGCACGCGUGUGUGUGUGUGAGAAGAGUGAAGAAGAGGAGCGAAGAAUUGCGAAAGCAGUGUGUGCAAGGCGGAAGAAGCACAAAGACAAAAGGGAGGCGAUAAAAAAUCGGACAGGCGGCGCUGCUGUCCGGCGAUCGAAAAUAAAAAAAAGAAAAAGAAACGGAAGGCAGGAACAAAACAAGGCGGCAGCGGCAUGCAGGAGAGCGGUAAGGCGGGCCAGUCCGAACGAAAACGAAGAAACCCAAACGCAAACGCUUUGCCCGUAUUUGGUACAAAAUCCCUUUUCCCGCCUCUACCUUUCCAGUGCCCAGCAUUUAUCCAGUGUGCGUAGUCGUCGAGGUGGUGGCCAAAGCCAAAGCCAAUGUGAAUGCUGCUGUUAGUUUGUGGCGCCAAAAGGAAUAGUUUUUAAAUAUAUCGCCGCGUGUGUGAAAUCUCGGCGAAACACAAAAAUAAAGAAUAAAAAAAAACCACGACGGCGUGCGUAAGCGCACUCACACUCUCGCACACGCACAGACAGAGAGAGAGCGAGAGAGAGGCAGAGAGUACGAGUAAGAGCGAGUGAGCGAGCACUACACACACACACACAAACUCGCUGGCAGGAAUUGCAACAGUGUGUGCUCCUUUUUUUUUUCUUUACUUACGUUUUGUUGUUGUGUGUGCGGCGGCGCUUCUUUUUGGCUUUUCGUGUCUCUCUUUUGUGCCGUUGCUUCGCCGGCUAAAAAGGAAAACCGAAAUUUGAAAUUGGCAUAAUGGAGGAUGGACAGGAGCAAAGGGAAUCCUCGCAAGCGGAAUUGGCCAAGCUGCAUCCGAUGACGCCGCUAAAGGAGUUACCCGAGGAAGAAGAGGAGGAGGACGAAUCCUCGGCGGGAGGCUUGCAGUCCGGCGGCGGCAAUAACAACAACUCCAUCAUGGGCAAGAUGAAGAUGCGCGUAUCCAGCAUUCUGCCCGCCUCCUUCAGCGGCUGGUUCUCGCCCUCAUCCAAAGGCGGCCCCGAAUCCCCCUCCGCCUCAUCCUCCUCAGCUAAUCUUCGCCAGCCACAGCCACGCCAGUCCAACGGACGCUCCAUCACGAAGCGGAAACGUGGACGUCGUCGCAUCAUGCUAGCCGAAGCGGAUGUGGAUGCUGCCGACGAUCUGGACGACGGCACCGAUGCCAAAGGGCUUAACUACGAGGAGGUGGCCCUGGCCGACAAUAUAGCCGAGCACGACCUGGCCGCCGAGGAUGAGCAGACGCGGCGUAGCGAGUACAAUGUCUUCCUGCUGCGCAAGCGACGCGAGGCGGUUGCCGCUGCCGGCGGCGACGAGGAUGAGGCCGAGGAGGAUGAACUGGAGGAGGAGGAGGACGAAGGCGACGAGGAGGAUGACGACGAGGAGCAGGACAAUCUCCUACAGGCCGCCGCAGUGCAGCCCAAGCGUCGGCGUCUGGAGCUGGAGACCACUGUCAACUUGCCCAACAUGCGUCGUCUGCCCUUGUUGUCAUCCACGCCUGCUGCCCCACUCGUGGCUGCCACCAGCUCCUCCGCCUCCCAGAUGGCGGGAUCCAGGAUAGGCAGCCAGUUGGCUCCACACCGGCGCAACCACCUCAAUUUGUAUGGCAAUCUACGGCAGCGUGAACCCGCCUACAACUUUUUCACUGGCAACGAAGCCGCCGAGGGCAGCACCGGGGAUCUGCCGCACAGCAUCCGCCGUUCGCUGAACAUACCUUUCGGAGGCACCGCCACCAGCCACAACAGCCUCUCCAGCCUUUCUAACCACAAGCGACCCUCACUUCUGGGCCAGCGAACCCAUCGCCGUGACCUCACCAUGGACGAGACGGGAGCUGGACUGGGCCUGGGCUCGAUAUCCAAUGCCGAUGGAGAUCGCCUCGAUCAUUUGCUGAGGAUCAGCAAGACCAACAACAACAUUAGCAACAAUAAUAAUAAUAACAAUAAUGUCAUCAAGUCAAAGUCAAGACGAACUGAACUGCCAGCGGUUGCUGGCGGAGAUUCGCAAUCCGAGAGCGAUGUGAACGAUUACCACGACAAUGGCGAGGGCCACGAUGGACUAAGGCCCGCACAUCAUAACAGCAACAGCAAUCUGGAGUUCUACGGCAAUCUGCAGAGCACCAAGUCGAUAUUUAACAGGAGCAAUGCCACCGCACAGCCAUCGCAUCGGAAUUCAACGUGGUCCCUGAAUUCCCUGAACCAGCGACGACGCUUUAAUGCCUCCAUAUACGGCAGCACCUCGGCGCUGAGUGACAGUCGCCUGCUAAGCCGCAGUGCCUCAACCUCCGGCUCUGCGUCUGCCUCCAGCUCACCCUUUUACCAGGGACGCACCACCUUUGGCGGCAAUUCCGCGAACAAUCGCAUCUUCAGUCGCAGCAAUCUGAGCUCCUCCGCCGCAUCCUCCACGUUGGCCAUUAAUUCUGCCGGAAGUUCACCGGCGCAUCCGCUGCAGGGUUCCCUGACCGGUGGCAUUGGAUACGGCAUGAAAGCGGUGGAUAUGCGACCUUCCGAUGGCGGUAACGUUUCGGAAACCACUGUGGAUCAAAGUGGCAGCAAGAAGUCCGGCUCCGGCCUGUCGAACACCACGCUGCGCAUCCUCAACCUGCUGGACAGCUACUCCACGCCAUUGAUCGAUGCCAAGCGCAUGGGCAGUACCCUCAAGGAGCACCAAAGCAGUCGCCAGCAGCGUCAAGCUACUCCGGCCACGCCGUAUCCGCGUCCCUCGUAUCCCCUGAACGCCAGUCGGCCCACUUCAGUGCCCAGUCUGGCUACCGAGUUAUCGGAACUGCGCUCUAACAAACUGCUGGUGCCAACAAUGCAGCAGCUCCUGGAACGCCGGCGACUGCACCGCGUUACCCAGAACUCGCGAGACGUGGUGCAAAGCCAGAUCACUCGUCCUCGCACGGAGAACAACCAAGAGAAGCAAGCCAAUCAAGCAACAACAACAACCACAGCAGCAACAACACCUUAUGUUGCUCCAGUGGAUCAGCCCAGCAGCCAUAGUCAUCACACAAACAAGAUGCGUUCGCGACUCUCACAUCAGACGCGCAACAAAGAGCCACGCGCGGAACUGGACGAGGCACCCCUGCCGCUGGAUCUGCCCCAGAUCAGUUUCCCAGACAUGGCCAGUGCUCCAAAGUUCGACUUGGUCAUCAAACCGACUGUGCCAGUUGUCUCAAAACCAGCUCCCGUUGCCCCAAUCAUCAGUAAUAAGAGCAAUAGCAACGUUUAUACGAACUCCAAGCAGCUGCCCAACUUCCUGGCCAAUCCGCAGCCAACGGCUCCCAUUGUAAACUUUUCGGCCAAUGGAAACGUUACGGCAGUCAGUAAACCAGCGGGACGCACAUUUAACUUCUCGGAGCCCAUACCUUUGUCGAAUUCGCAACAGAACUGCGUCGCCAAAUCGGAUAUCAGGCGCAAGUACUCCUUCCCGGCACCAGCUUCACUCGAUGAGCUGCAGCAAGUGUCAGUGGAGCCACCUAAGAAUACCACGCAGGGAUUCGGAGAGCAGUUUAAAAAGUCAUCAAAGGAGUGGGAGUGCGAUGUGUGCAUGGUGCGCAACAAGGCGGAGGUCAGUAAAUGUGUGGCCUGUGAGACGGCCAAACCGGGAGCAACUGCAGCUCAUGCUGCUCCCGUCCAGGCAGCACCAAUCACGACAGCUAUUGUGCCACUGGGUGGUGGCUUUGGAGACCGCUUUAAGAAAUCCUCGUCAGCCUGGGAGUGCGACGCCUGUAUGCUGUCCAACAAGGCGGAGGCCAGCAAGUGCAUUGCCUGCGAAACACCGCGAAAAACAGCGUCGCCAAAGGUUAACAACUUCCCGCUGAUCGCCAACAAUCUGGCGUCUAGUGGAUCCGGUUUUGGUAUGGCAUUUAAGCCAAAGGCCAACACGUGGGAGUGCCAGACGUGCCUGGUAAUGAACAAUUCUAGCGCCGCCGAGUGCGUCGCCUGCCAGACGCCCAAUGCACAAGCGAAAAGCACAAGGAACGAAGCCGCCCGGAGUCCAUCCGCGUCGUCAUCUUCCUCCUCAUCAUCGUCCUCUGGGUCAUCAUCCGGUUCAUCCUCUGGAUCAUCCGCUGCAACAUCAGGCGGAUCAUCGCCGGGUAUCAUCAGCAUUGCAUCCUCGAGCGACAGCUCUCAGAAUGGCUACAGACCAGCAUCAGCAGCCGAGGCGCCCAAGCAGGAUUCUGGAUUCAAGCAGCUGGUGGCAGCACAAAAGGCAGCCAGUUGGGACUGCGAUGCGUGCAUGGCCCAGAAUGAUAUGUCACGAGUUAAAUGCAUCUGCUGCGAGCAACUGAAGCCGGGAGCAGCGAGCUCUGCCCCCACAACAUCCGCAAACUCGGCUUCCUCCGGCAGCAGCGGCUCGGCGAACUCGUCCGCCAGUUCGGUGCCUAAAUUUAGCUUUGGAUUUGGAGCGGUGAAGGAAGUUGUCAAGAUACCCGUGGAAGUGAAACCGGCACCGCCCACAGCCACUGGUACAUUUAGCUUUGGAUUCCCGACGAACAACACUCAGGGUAAGGAUGUGGCGGACAGCAAAAAGACGGAACCCACGAAGACCUUUGCGUUUGGCGUUAACAAAGUGGAACAGCCCAAGACGGUGAGCUUUAAGGCGGACGCCAAGGAAACCCAAGCCACUUCCAGCACGGAAACAACAGCUUCAACUGCAGCUCCAGCCCUCCAGUUUGUAUUCAAGGCCCCAACUACGGCGACCACGGCCAGCUCAAUCACUACCAGCACUACCAACAGCAGCAGCACCACCACAACCACCCCCAGCACGACUCCUGCUUUGGGUGGCUUUAGCUUUGGUGCUCCAUCAUCAUCCUCGACCGUGUCCAGUUCCACGGCCAGCACUAGUGCGAACCCCACGGCUGUCAAGCCCAUGUUCAGCUUUUCGGGAGCCGGCAGUGCCGUGAGCAGCACCAGUAGCCAGCUGCCCACGCCCAAGUCGGCCACUCUGAGCUUUGGUGUUUCCUCGAAUGCCAUUACAACAACGACGACCUCUACCACAGCCUUUGCCCUAACACCGGCAGCAGCUCCAGCUCCAGCGCCAGCGGCGGCCACCUCAGCACCUGCUCCAGCGGUCAAUUUUAGCUUUGGGAGUCAGGCAAAACCGGCGGCCACUUCAAGUGCUGGAACGUUCUUCUUUGGCCAGACACCAGCUGCCCCGGCAGCGAUGCCAGCCAACACCAACGUGAGCUCCAUCUUUGGGGCAGCGGUGAGCACCACGACCAGCUCCAGUUCGAGUUCCAACUUGAGUGUCACCACCAGCACGGCCAAUGCCAUUGCUCCAAGCUUUGCGCCCACCUCGACCCCGCAGCUCUUUGGCAGCUGGGGUGAAAAGAAGGCGGAGACCACGACCAGCAGCGCGGCCAAGGCAUUCGCCUUUGGAUCGCCAGCCGGAUCGGGAACGACGACCACACCCAGCUUUGGCUGGUCCAGCAAUGGAGCCGCGGCGAAGAGCAACAGCAUUGCGAUCACCAGUGCGGCGGUCUCCUCAUCCUCGGCCUCCACGAUGGCCACGCCAGUCUUUGGCGGCAGUUCCAUGUUUGGAGCCGGCAGCAGCACCACCAGCACCAGUAGCUCACCCUUCGGAUCGACGGCGACAACGGCCGCAGCCACACCGGCGGCAGCUAGUUUGGGUGGCAACGGAGCCCUCGCUGGCGUCUUUGGGAAUGUGGGCAACUCUCUGGUGGCACCGGGAGCACCAGCUGCCACCACGCCCGCUGCUUCAGCCGCUGCACCGCUGGCCAACAUCUUUGGCAAUCCCACGCCCAUUGCGGCGGCUGCGCCUGUUUUUGGUAGCGGCAGCAGCACCAGCGGAGGAUUCGGAGCAGCUGCAGCAGCGGCGGCGGCCUCAACAGCGCCACCAGCAUCGAAGAUAGCAUUUAACUUUGGCGGAGCAGCCGCAGCCACGCCAGCUCCCUCAAGUGCACCAUUUAAAUUUGGAAGCACCACCAACGAGCCGGCGGCCAAACCUGCGUUCAACUUUACAGGCUCCACGGCGAGCUCGACUCCUCAGGCGGCCACCUUCAACUUCACGGCCAAUCCGGCGGCCACCAGUCUUUCCGGCGGCGAUGCGCAGCCGCGCAUCUUCCAAUUUGGUAAUCCGUUGGCGGCGGUUGAUAACCAGGCCAGUGGAGCGGGAGGAGCCAACUCCUCCGCCGGCAUGUUCAAUUUUAGCGCCGCGGCGCCGCUGAUGCAGUCAACGCCGAAUGCCAAUGCACCGUUCCAAUUUAGCGCCGGUUCCCCAGCGCCAGCCAAUAUAUUUGCCUUCAAUCCGCCAGCAGCCGGCAAUUCGGCGCAGAAUUCGCAGAUGGCUCGUCGCAAGAUUCGGAAUCCAGUGCGCCGCCUGCCGCCCCGGUAGAAAUGGCAUCGCAGUCGGCCGUCGAGAUAGCAAAUGCAUCUGCUGAGGCCGCCAUCGGAUUAGGAUUAGGAUUGGGGGUGCCAGUGGGAGGAGGAGCAGAAGGAGGACAACAA